Molecule: messenger RNA, 1245 nt
Organism: Pisolithus orientalis
Lineage: Eukaryota; Fungi; Basidiomycota; Agaricomycetes; Boletales; Pisolithaceae
Product: PIN domain-containing protein
Exons: 5
Coding region: 1-1245 (414 amino acids)
Cellular component (GO): nucleus
Source: RefSeq, a predicted model, not a curated record
AUGGUCCUUCACGGGCAGGGCGUCGCUAAAACGCGUACGUGGCAUAAUCCCGACUCUAUCCAACCACUCAGGGCACUGCACAAUAUUAAUACAGUGCAGGAGAUACCCUCGCUCGAUGCCACCUUGAAAAGAAUUGACGACAUCGUGAACAAUGAUGUUGAAAUGGAGGGCCCGCUUUCUGAACAAUCUACAAUUAUUGUCAUAGAUACAAAUAUUCUGCUCGAAUUUCUCGACAUCCUACAAACAUUCGUGUUGGAUAUCGAACAACAGAAAUUGCCGGUGUUGUUGAUCAUCCCGGGUGUGGUAAUCUACGAACUUGAUAGCCAGAAGAACCGCGACGGACUCUCUUGGUUUGCACGGAGGGCAUCAACAUGGCUACUAAGCAAGGUAAAAGAGAGGAGAACAGUCAAAGGUCAAGCCCUGGGGGAAACUUGCAAGGCGUCACGAAACUGGAAAAAGAGAGAACCUGGCGAAGAGCUUUGCACGGAAAGGACGAAUGACAGUCUCAUACUUGACUGCUGUCAGUAUUUCUGCCAUCAACGACGUACUUUUUUGUGCAGCAAAGACAAGAUCCUUGCGGUAGAAGCGGAAAGUACCGGUAUACCGACAAUAUUCCCUCAUCGAAGCUCUUUCUGCAGCCGGGACAUAGCGCAUGCAGUGUUCGAUCAAGCAACUGCAAAGAUGUUCAGCGGGUAUUACCCUGUUUACAGCAAUGAAUCCAUGGAACAGGUUGGGCCUAUAGCGACGCUGGAUGAAGACGGCAUGGAUGUCGAUGAUGAUUCCGCAGUGACACAAGCAGUUCGACCGAGCCACCCCCUGGAUCUGUUACAUCUGCAGGUCAUUGAGUACUUCUCCCUGCUUCUCCUGGAUCUGGUCGGUGUAGUAGGGAACGGAGAGGUGCAGAGGUUUGGGAGCGGUGAUGUCGGAUCUCGACACGCGCCGUCAUACGCUCGAAAGCACAUCUUUUCCUGGACGGCCUCUGAUUGCGUGGAAUAUUUGGAUAGCAAAAAGCGGUGUCCGCGAUCGAGUCCAAGAGUGGAAGUGUUCCUGAUGAAGCCAUACGAGGGUCGAGGUUCCCGGCGGGGUCAAGACUGGUCCCGUCGGGACUGGGAGGUAGCGCUGAAAACGCUGGCGGUCAUUGGGGAGCAAUGGGAAGCAGGCUCCGCCAUUCGCGACUCUAUACCGGCGGUAGAGUUCCAUGUGAGUCGGAUAUUUUCCAUGCCGAUGCGGCCGACGGGGCAGUGA